Molecule: messenger RNA, 3846 nt
Organism: Paramuricea clavata
Lineage: Eukaryota; Metazoa; Cnidaria; Anthozoa; Malacalcyonacea; Plexauridae
Source: the annotation of a GenBank genome assembly
AGUGUGUGUCGUAUCUUAUUGCAAUUGGUGCGGAUAACGAACAAGGAGUAAGAACUAAAGCAGCACAAAGAUUAGAGGAAAUUGACAGUAAAUACCCUGGAUUUGUUCAGGUAAUCUCGACACAGAUUUUGACAUCAAAAUUUACUUGUAUAAUUACAGGUCGUGUAUAGCAGGGGUUGAUACAGCGAUUCCCUGAUUUGGGUGCCCAAUGACUUUAAUCUUCAAUCCGAAAACUUUCAAUAUAACUUUGCCUCGAUUAAGUAUGUUCUCCAUUAAGGAUGUUCUCCUUGGAGGUGCAAAACGAUCUCAGGGGAGGUCCGAACUUCUCCCACGCCUCCCCUCAAAAUCUGAUUGAUUGGUUGCAGUAAAUUUUGGACGAGGCAGUAACAUAUACAGAAUGUUGAAUAAUUCACAAUUGCUGACAAUCGCGUUUUAACUGUGUUUUCUAGAUGAAAGCACUUGCAGGAGUUAAGAUGUCCUUUGACCUACAAAAAGUUCUUCAUAAGGUAUAACAGCUUUUCUUUCGAUUUUUAAAGAAAGAAAUUUAAAAGAGAACAGACAGUAAAACUGUUUUUGAUACCUGUGAUUUCCUUUUUUGUCAGGACGAACCGUUUGUACGAGGUUUCCGUGAAGAAAACACAAGUCUUCUGAGUCACCUUUACCUUAUUCUUCGCUCAAGUCGUCAACAUAGGCGUUCUUUCUUGUUAUCAUUACUGAGAAUGAUUGAUGACGAAAAAGUAUGUUAUAUUAUUUCUAAAUAAUAUUUAAAGUUGUGAAUAUUCUGCAUUACCUCUAAUGCGUUCUUCGCUCAUUAGUUUUGUGUAAAAGUCAUAGAAAUAAACGAACCUCGUGCCAGGCUCUUAGCGGCCAGUGUGUCAAAACUGGCCAUCCAAAAAUAUACCGUGAGUUGUAUGCUCAUAAUUCAGCGUCUUUUCGACAAAUAAGUAUCGAAACGAAUGCUAAAGUAAACAGCAGCUAGCUGACAAGUUUUGAAGAAUUCAAGAAAUAUCACAAAGUUUGCGAGUAGCUGUUUUAAAGGAACAUUUUCUUAGGCUGUCCAUGACCGUCUUUAUCUCACGCCAUUAUCUUGUGUGCUCGCAAGCAAAUUCGGGACGUGUCUUUUGUUCAAUUUAAGUAUUUUUUAUUUACUCUAUUUAGAAAAAUGGUUUAGAUAUGCUACUUUUUGUUGUGGAUACUAUGGCCUUUUUCCCGUACUCAACGUUAGAAGAACCUUUAUUUGUUAUACACAAUAUCGAUUCGAAACUGUCGUUCAGUGGCAUGAAUAUACUACAGUCGUUUCAACAGGUAACAAUAUUUCAAUUUUGUUAACAUGGCGUUUCAAAAUGUAUCUAUAAUGAUGUGUGCAUACCAAAAUUCAUAAAGAAUAAUGAAUUUUGUUAAAGGAUAUUGUGUAAUUUUAGGCCCUCACUCCAGUGCAAACCGAGAAUGGAGACGUACGUGAUGACGUGGAAGAUAAUGCUGAGAAAAUAUUCGGUAGGUUUUAUGUAGGAGUAUUUCGAAGUUGUUUGAUAGGAAUUUCAUCAUGAGGGACUGGUCAAACAGCUGCCACAUCACCAGAUUAUCUUUAAACAUGUAGCUUCAUUAGCCAUGAUCUGGAAACGUUCUAAUCUGAGGCGAAAUUCUAUUCAAACAAUUGCAAAAUGCAGAAAUUAAAACUUGGUCGUGCAAUAACCACUGUGCCUCCCUUAACAGAUUAUGUUGAUCCCUCAUCUAUGUGCAUGUUUCCUUUUAGAACGAUUACCAACUGAUUUGAAGCUACUCGAGAGUUGCUGGAAAUCAUGGCAAAACUGUAUGCUCUUGCUUCACUUACGACACCAUUUGAAGGAAACCUACAACUUACACGACAGGUUAGUUCGGUUUUCAAAAGACCUUACCGAUUAUUCUCUUUUACCCAAUGGCCUCAUUUGCAUGUUAACUUAUUUUAACAUGUCAGGGGCAGAUAAAGAUUAUAUUCCCAUGUUUUCCUGCACGAAUUUGUUUCUUACUGUUCUUAGGCUCGAUAACAAAGUAAUUUUCAACCCUACUAAGCACAAACCAUGAGUAAGUAUUUGACAUGAAAACGAGGCCACUGGGUAAAAGAGCAUAAUCGGUAAGGUCUAUUACACUAACUUUUUUAUCAACCUCCUGUUCCAGUAAAUGAUGCUCUAAUUAUACUAUCCUGGAUAUCUCUAUCGGUUCUGUCUAAACAGCUCUCUCUAAGCAGGCUUUAAAAUAUCGGUCGGUCACGGACAUUGUCCGACCCAUUCGUGAAAUUGUCCGACGUAGAGAGGAAACUACCGGACAUUCUGUCCGACCUAAGUGAAACUGAGGUUUAUUGUUUGUCCGACCUGAGUGUAUUUGUGUCCGACCGAACUAUAGCUUUGUCCAACGUAAAUCAAAAUGUACCCUAGCCCAGGACUAGAGGCUUGUAUGUUAAAUGGAAAAUCAGAGUACUAUUGUAUAAAAGGUGAACUGGAAAUGUUGUUUUAAUUAACGUAGUCGAGCGUGGGGCGGCGAGCGAAAUGGUGAAGUGGAAAACGGGCUUAAGUUGUCGAAGUCUUUUUUAAUACUGUUGCUCUGGAAAGCAAGUUAAUUUUGGCUUGGAAAUAAGUAUGAAAGAAACAAAUUAUUUAAUAUCUUCACAACAGUUACCGUUCAGAAUUAAUACAUUGUGCUGAUAUUCAUUUGUGUCAUUCAGACUUAUUUCCGAGUCAAAACUUAACUGAAGGUCAUCGGACAUAUGUGCAACCCAAACUCAACGUCAUCGGACAUUUUGUCAGACAGCCCUGUAAAAGAUAUUUUAAGGCCUGCUCUCUAGAGGUCCAGUAAAGGCCAGAACUGGUAAGGCCAGAAAAAACCUAACUGCGGUGUGGUGGUAUAGAGUCUAACUAGAAGAACUGUGCUCACAAUAACAUAACCAUCCUGUUAUGUAAUAAUGUUUUCUCAUGUAAUCCUGGAUGUAAUGAGCUUUCUUUCUCUUCCACUGCCUAAUUUUAUAUUCAGUGUGCAUUUAGUAAAUAUGGAAUGCUUUGAUAUAUUUGCAGCAAGUGUCGAAAAUAUUCACCUUCGGAGCCAAGUAAAGCAUAUGACAAAGCAAUAACGAGAAAACCUGGUGUUAAAUUUCAUCCAGGUCAACCAAUUUGUUGUCUUGAAUCAGGAUGUAUGUUGCCUUCCAGAGAAGAAUUCGUCGAGCAAUAUUUGGAGGUAAAGUGUGGGAAGAGCUCUUUUGAUAUAAAAUUCAAACAGAUCAUCAUUUUGGUAUGUGCUCUAUACAGCCCGUAUCAUUUUUUCUUUGUAUUACUGAAGUCUUAUAUUUGAGUGAGUAAACGUCGACCAAUAGAGGGAGCAACAACAAAAUGUGCUUCCCGAACCUGCAGCACCUGAUUAUAUAAUCAAGCCCCCAGCAGUGUGUAUUAGCCAUUAACCUCAUUUCUCUCUAGUUUAAAACGAUGAUUAUGAAUUUGGACAAAUCAGAAGAUGACAGUGACCAUGAUUCCACUGGUCGAGAGAGUCCAUCUGGUGAAACAGGCGGAGAAAGUUGUCAGGUAUUUUGUAAAACAUGUUUUGUUACUAAGUAUUCAUUCUAAAUUACAAACAGAAGUGUUUUAUGAAAUUUUGUUUUGUGUUUAGGAUACAGUUCAAAGCAAAGAAAAACGACCUGCAAAACCUCGAAAAACUCCAAGUAGGAAAACACCAUCAAGCAGCAAAGCAAGACCGAAGCCGAGAUCAAAGAAAAAACGCAAAAAAAUAUCCUUUCAAUAAAUUUCUGAAGCUAAGUCAUAUUCUCACUCAACCUCGUUCCCAGGCUCUUUGCUCUUGGGAAGCAAAGAGCCUGGGAACGAGGUU